CAUCCUUGUGCGAACCGUCAAUCUGUCAUAUAUCGCAAAGAUGACAGCCCCUCGUGCGCUCCAGCUCGGACUUCGCCGCACUGGCUUGGGUGUCAAGUCGACUUUCAAUGGAUUCAAAUCGCGAAUUGCUCAGCGGAGGGUCGCCAGUACACAGACUACCUCUGAGUCCGCCGCUGCCGAUAAUAUUCUCGUAAAACAGCGUCUUGCACGUCCUGUGUCUCCGCACCUAGGCAUCUACCAAGCGAACAUCGCUAUGUACGGCUCGGCCUUCAAUCGCAUCACAGGGUCUAUCUUAUCCGGCGCGUUUUAUAUCUUCGGCUUUGCAUACCUCGCUGCACCCACUAUCGGCUGGCAUAUAGAAACUCCUAGCAUGGUAGCUGCGGUUGGCAGCUGGCCGAUUUGGGCUAAAAUUGCGACCAAGUUUAGUGUCGCAUUCCCUUUCCUGUUUCACUCCCUGAACGGUGUGAGGCAUUUGGUCUGGGAUACUGGUCGAGGAUUUGCGACCAAGACAACCGCAAGGAGUGGUUGGGUUGUCGUUGCGGCAUCAGUCGUGGGUAGCGCUAUCUUGACGUCUGUGUAGAUACAAUAUAAAGCAGCGUAUAUAGCAAUUGAAGCAG
Pseudovirgaria hyperparasitica is the source of this 617-nucleotide messenger RNA. Its product is annotated as cytochrome b560 subunit of succinate dehydrogenase. The transcript is spliced from 2 exons. The record is from RefSeq and is a predicted model, not a curated record. Gene Ontology annotation, cellular component: membrane. Gene Ontology annotation, molecular function: electron transfer activity; succinate dehydrogenase activity. Bases 41 to 580 code for a protein of 179 amino acids. Gene Ontology annotation, biological process: tricarboxylic acid cycle; mitochondrial electron transport, succinate to ubiquinone. Lineage: Eukaryota; Fungi; Ascomycota; Dothideomycetes; Acrospermales; Acrospermaceae.